AUGGGCGAGUACAGCACAGGUCUUAGGACCAAGACACUUUACAUCACUGAAGAUUCUCCCCAAGGGAACCAGUGCAAGGCUAACGGAGCCGGCGAUGAAGCGGGAUUCCAUACUUCAAUCAAUACCCUGAGCGCGAAGGAUAUAUUGCAGCUGCAGUCAUGGAAUGGGAAAUUACCCACCGAGGAGGACAGUUGCAUCCAUGAGCUUAUCAAGGACCAGUGCUCUGCCCAGCCAGAUGCCGCGGCAGUCUGUGCUUGGGAUGGCAAUUUCACAUACAGGGAGGUGGACCUGCUCUCCUCGAGACUGGCCGAUCAGCUUAUCUCCUGUGGUGUUGGCCCCAAUCUCAUCGUUGCUGUUCUUUUGCACAAAUCCAAGUGGACUCCGGCUGUCGUCCUUGCGGUUUUGAAGGCCGGAGGGGCAUUUCUCUUACUGGAUCCCGCUUGCCCCGACCUCCGCCUACGCCAGAUCUGUGAGGAAUCGGGUGCAAGAUGGAUCCUUUGCCGCAACAGCCAUGCUGCGAAAGCUUCGGACCUUGGGCCAGAAGUGAUCACAGUGGAUGCAGUACAAUCACACCUUGCGAUCAAUGCAGUCGACAUUAAAGGCCGCCAAAGGACCUCUAGUCGCAGCUUAGCCUAUGUCAUCUUCACCUCCGGCUCCACUGGAAAGCCCAAGGGCGUGAAGAUCUGCCACCGAUCUUUUUGCUCCAUGGUAAGGCCUUAUGUGGAGGCAGUCGGCUAUAACCGGGAAACGCGCGCCCUCUCCUUUUCCUCCUACGCUUUCGAUGUCAGUGUCUCGGAUAUGCUCAUCCCUUUAUUGGUUGGGGGCUGUAUAUGUGUGCCAUCGGAGGCCCAGCUCAUGGACAACCUCCCGACGGCGAUUGCCCGGCUGCAAGCCAACUUUGCUGACAUGACACCCACCCUCCUGAGAACCCUGCGACCGGAGCAAGUGCCGAGUAUAGAGACUAUCGUUGUGGGAGGCGAAGCACUAUCCAAGGAUAUUAUUGCCAUCUGGAGUCCACAUGUCCGUCUGGUUAAUUCGUACGGACCUGCGGAAUGUUCCAUCAACGCGGCUCUGAACAACCGUCUAACACCACAGACGGACCCUUCAAAUGUGGGCUUCCCCGUAGGCGCCCGAAUUUGGAUCGUGGACCCCGAUGACCAUGAGAAAUUGAUGCCCGCGUCUACCGUAGGGGAGUUGCUCAUCGAAGGCCCUACUGUUGGAAGCGGGUAUAUCAACAGCCCAGAGCAAAUGGCGGCCUCGUUCAUAGAACCCCCGACAUGGAUGUACCAUUUCCGCCCUAGCAGCCCAUACAACUGGGGACUGUAUAAGACGGGAGAUCUUGCCAGGCGCGAGACGGACGGCUCGAUUAGAAUUCUCGGCCGAAAGGAUAACCAGGUCAAGCUCCGUGGGCAGCGCAUGGAGUUGUCCGAGGUCGAGCAUCAUGUCCGGGAAUGUAUCCCAACUCUGGACGAUGUGGCAGCAGAAGUCGUCGUACCUCCAGGGGAUCGAAGGACUCCUGUGCUGAUGGUAUUUCUUUGGGGUAUGAAAGAGAAGAGCCCUGGGAACCAUUUGUUCGCCGUCCCGAGUGAUGCUACGCGAGCCGAGAUAGCCACAGUUCAGAGCGAGCUGAAGAAGCGAUUACCGAUUUACAUGGUCCCUGGGGUCUUCCUUGUCUUAUCUACCCUGCCCUUGACAGCGACCGGCAAACUGGAUCGUCGACGACUCCGGACAGACGCAGCUGCUCUGUCUUCGAUGCAGUUGCUCGAAUAUAACGCCACUGCCACCCCCCAGACGCGAAUGCCGACUACCCCAUCGGAGUGCGCCCUCCAACAGAUCUGGGCGCGUGUAUUGAAUCUACAACCACAAGUGAUCAGUGCCGACGCGGAUUUCUUCGGGCUGGGAGGCGAUUCGAUCGCUGCAAUGCAGGCGUCGGCACAAGCCAGAACCGCGGGAUUGAACUGUCGAGUGGCAGACAUAUUCCAUUGCAGGACCAUUUCCAAGCUGGCGGGCUCACUGGAAAUGGUCCCCCAGUCCCCCAUGACGAUAGAAAGAGAGCAGCUGGAUACCCCAUUUCAUCUCUCCCCGAUCCAGCAAAUGUUUUUCGAGGAGGUCCCGCCCCAACAACACAACUACUAUAACCAAAGCUUUCUCCUGCGAUGCAACCCUCCCACGACCUCAGAUGAGCUUCGGGGGGCCGUCACCGAGCUUCUUACAUAUCACUGUAUGCUCCGCACGCGAUAUAGUCAUGUUGCUCCAGGAAGGUGGAUGCAGUCAAUUCCCGCUGGGGUUGAUGGCAGCUACCGGUUCGACGCGAAGCAAGUCAGGAGUGACGACGAGGCCCGUGCGAUCAUGAUGAAGAGCCAACAGUCCUUGGACAUUCAGCGAGGGCCCCUGGUGAGUGUGGACCUUUUGGAUAUGCAAGGCGGACUUGAACCAGAACAGUAUAUCUUCAUUGUGGCCCACCACUUGGUAGUUGACUGGGUAUCCUGGCGCAUAAUACUGGAGGACCUAGAGGGGUUGCUCUCCACGGGGAGAUUGUUGGACAGCGCUCCCUCCCUUCCUUUCCAGGUCUGGUGUCGACUUCAAUCCGAGCACGCUCAAGCCCAUCUUUUGCCCGACGCAGCGUUGCCAUUUGAACUGCCACCUUCGCAGGAUGCCUAUUGGGAUCUUGCCCCCCAUCGGAACACUUGGGCGGACAGUCACCAGGAACGGUUUACACUGGACUUGGACGCUACGAAGUCGCUUCUCGGGCCGGCCAACAACGCUUUUGGGACGCAGCCAGUGGAGAUCUUGCAUGCCGCCUUGCUCUAUUCGUUUGCACAGGUAUUCCGGGACCGGCCGGUGCCAGCUCUCUUCUCUGAAGGCCAUGGACGCGAGCCGUGGGACCCUGCUAUGGACCUUUCACGCACGGUGGGGUGGUUUACCACUAUCUGGCCAACCUAUAUUGACAUAAACCAUAAUUACACCCUGGGGGACGUGCUGCGUCGCGUCAAGGACUGUCGACGACUGGUCCCCAAUAAAGGCCGGGCUUACUUCGCCUCACGAUACCUCAACAACGAGGGCCGUAAAAAGUUUGCCAACCAUGGCCGUAUGGAGAUUUCCUUCAACUACAUUGGGUUGUUUCAACAGCUUGAGCGACCUGGGGCGCGUCUGCAGUCGGCCACUCGACUAUCGCGAGACGGCGUCGAGGAUAUCUCGGGUGAUUUAGAGCGGCCAGAGUUGUUUGAUAUCACAGCGGUGGUGAGUCAGGGCUGUCUGGAGUUUAGGUUCGUCUACAGCCGCCACAUUCCUCGACAGCAGGCUAUCACCCAGUGGAUUGGUACAUGUGAGCAGUCCUUGAAAGCGGCUGCGCAAGAGUUGGUCUUCCAGCCCCAUAGUUACACUCUCCGGGAUUUCCCACUGUUACCAUUGACGUAUCCAAGCCUGGACAGGCUGCUAUACGACACCCUGCCGGCAAUUGGGCUAUCUUCUGCCAUGGUGCAAGCGGCGUACCCUUGCUCGCCUGUUCAGCGAGGCAUUCUUGUAGCACAGUCCUGGGACCCAGAUCGAUACCAUUGUCAGUUGAUCUGCCGGGUAAUUUCCUGUACGGGAGCGGUCGAACUAGACAGGAUUGCUCAAGCAUGGAGGCAGGUCGUUGAUCGCCAUGAAAUCCUGAGAACGGUAUUUAUCGACGCUGUUACCAAGGAGGGCUAUCUGGACCAGGUUGUGCUGAAGACUGUGGACGUUGAUCUCGAUGUGUUGGAAUGGGAUGAGAGCGCCGUAUCAAUGGUAAAACGACUCCAAUCAAGGCGCCCUUUUCCUGGGGGUAGCAAGCCUCUCCAUCGAUUGACGCUGUGCGCAACACCCACAAAUGAGGUCUUGUGUAAACUCGAAAUCAAUCAUGCCCUAAUUGACGAAAUAUCCGCCCAGAUCGUGUUGCGCGAUCUGUCACGGGCAUACGACGGGCGGCUCAGUGAACCCUCCAACUUCCGUUUCGUCGAUUACAUUGGGAUGCUGCACCAGCAAGAAAGCGAGGCCGCUCGGUGUUACUGGACAAGCUAUCUCAAGGGCGUUGAGCCGUGUCUCUUUCCACCACUUAACAAGACAGGGGAGAAUGAUGCCAGUGGAGCAUGGAGGUCUUUCGAUCUCGACAUCCCGGUGGAUUCAAACUGGAGAACCUAUUGCAGCACAUAUGGCGUGACCCCGGCGAAUAUCUUCCAGGCGGCCUGGGGGCUGGUAUUACGCUGCUAUACCGGUUUUGAUGAGGUUUGCUUUGGUUAUACGACCUCGGGGCGGGAUAUGCCUCUACCGGGUAUUGAUCACGCAGUGGGGCCCUUUAUCAAUAUGCUAGUCUCACGACUGGCUCUGAGGGCCGAUACCUCUCUGCUGGAGGUGCUACAGGGAAGUCAGACGGACUACACACGAGCGCUAGCUCACCAACACUAUGCUCUCGCUGACAUAUUUCACUCGAUGAACCUCUCGGGUAAGACUCUCUUCAACACAGGCAUAUCGCUGAACAGGCUCGUAGUGGGCUCCGAGGAAGAAGAGAGUUGGUCUCCGACCAUCUCAUUCGAAACCAUCAGUAGCGAAGAUAACACCGAGUAUGAUGUGAUCGUUGAGAUUGCCCUCCGAAGUGACAUCGCUAGAGCAACUUUCACUUAUCGCCCACAUGUCCUAUCAGAGACCCAGAAAUGGGAGAUGGCAGAUACAUUCCGUGAAGCCGUCUCCGAGAUUCUUGCGUGCACACCUGAUACCAGCAUUAGAGAGCUCCCUCUCUUUGGCAGCAGCAACCUAGGACACGUCUCGGCAAACAUCGGGGGAUCACACCGGGUCGAAAACUAUUGUCGUCGGCAAUUGGCAAAUUACAGCGGAGAGGCAUUUCCGACAAUACCGCGCAAUUACUGCCCCGAGGCCAGUGAUUCGUUUGAGCUUUCUGUGGCAAUGGAGGGGCAGCCAGGGCUUUCAGACAGCGAGAUCCCUCCUCUGAUGCAGCUCGCAUGGGCCAUUGUUCUCUCUCAAUAUACUGGGUCCGAGGACAUCCUCUUCGGCAUCUUGGAGGGAGAACAGGCAGGCGGCGUCCUGCCAGUAAGGAUACGUGUUGACUCAUGUGAUCACAUUGCGGACAAGCUGCAGGAAGCUCAAGAGGACAGACAGACUCGGUUGUCUCUACAGCAAUGCCGAGUUAGCAACGCACUGCCAUUAUACGAUACGCCCGGGGCCGCCUGCCAGUACCAUAAUAUCCUCCUCUUGGAGCCUCGGGGAGCUAGCUCCAUCCGCGAACUAGACCUUCAAAGCACUCUCGGACAUCCGUUGGUAGUAGUCUGUCAGCCCCUGCCCGACAACACGUUGAUAGUGCGUGUGAAUUUCGAUAAAAACUGUCUAGAGAGCGCCAAAGCCCAGCGAAUUGGCUUUCAGGUCGCGCAUAUUCUACGGCAAGUGCAUGCCAAUCCGACCCGACAAGUGGGAGAGAUCCUAACGCUCAGCCCUGAGGACAUGGAGCGGCUUGACCGGUGGAACGAAGUUGUUCCUGAACGAAUUGAGGCAUGUGUGCACGAGUGUAUCCAUGCACACGCUGUCGACCACCCAGACGCACCCGCCAUCUGUGCGUGGGACGGAGACUUUUCCUAUCAGCAGCUCGACGAGUACUCAUCGCAGCUGGCAUGGCAACUGAAACGGAUGUAUGUCCGACCGGGAGUUGUAGUACCCGUUUGCCAGGAAAAAACCCGCUGGACAGCCGUAGCUAUUCUUGGAGUCCUCAAGGCCGGAGGAGCUUUCGCUCUCCUCGAUCCGGAGGUUCCCACGGAGCGUUUGAUGACCAUUGCGGGAGAUCUCAAUUCACCUGUCGCCAUCUCCACGCCGCAUACUGCCCCGAUCUGCCAUCAACUGGCAGCUGAGGUAGUUGUUCUCGGAGACCCGGAGUUCCCUCUGUCUGCAAGUGCCACACCCUCGACAAUGCCACCAUCUACAGCCAACCCAGCGGAUGACCUCUAUGUAGUUUUCACAUCUGGAUCGACCGGCAAGCCCAAGGGUGUGGUCAUUCAUCAUAGUGCAUUUUACACCGGCGCCCUCGCACAGAACCCUAGUCGAUUCUUAGACCGCUCAUCCCGGACCUUACAGUUUGCUUCCUAUAUGUUCGAUGUCAGCAUCGCAGAUUUUCUGCGGACACUGUUAGCCGGCGGUUGUGUGUGCAUCCCCGCUCAGACCGGGUUGAAAGAUACGUUGGCAGAGACGAUAGGCCGGCUGCGCGUCAAUCGCCUCGAUCUCACACCAUCGGUUCUGCGGCUGCUAUCGCCCGAGGCCAUUCCCUCAGUCCGCACGAUAACCCUCGGCGGGGAGCCUAUGACUUCCAAGGACGUCGAAUGCUGGGCGGGAAAAGUUCAGCUGAUGAACUGCUAUGGGCCGGCCGAGUGCUCCUAUUGCGUCACACAAUCGCAGGUUCUCCACCCGCACCGAUCCGAUGCUGGGAAUAUUGGUCGCGGCCAGGGUGCCAUCUGCUGGGUCGUGGAUCGCCACGACCACCGGCGGCUGGUGCCCAUCGGAGCCGUGGGUGAGUUGGUGGUUGAAGGGCCUAUCGUUGGUCGCGGUUACUUGCAUGAUCACCAGAAGUCGGCCCAGGCCUUUAUCGCAGAUCCACCCCCAUGGCUGAGGCGAUUAGGGCGGACUGGGCUGCUGUAUAAGACGGGCGACCUAGUCCAGUAUACCAGGGACGGAUCCUUGCUGUAUAUUGGGCGCAAAGACAACCAGGCCAAGCUACACGGCCAACGUCUCGAGAUGGGCGAGGUCGAGUACCAUGUGCGCCGGUGCUUUCCAUCUUCCCGAGACGUCGUCGCCGAACUUAUCACGCCCCUUGUCUCUAACGGAGAAGCAGAACCACUGUUGGCAGCCUUCAUUGAGACGGGUCAAUGCGAUUCUCGAAAAGACCAACCGGAUCAACCGGACCAAAUUUUCUGUACCGCCACUUCCGAAUUUCUCGCCGGUGGGCAACAAGCAAGAGAACAACUGGAGCAGCAGGUGCCCGGUUACAUGGUGCCUACCAUUUUCAUCCCGCUGUACCGGGUGCCAUUGACGCACAAUGGGAAAAAAGAUCGUCGCCUGCUCCGCCAGCGAGCGUCCCAAAUUCCCCGCAAAGACCUAUUUGCGGCAUACGCGCAGAGGGGUGGAGUAAUCAAACGCCCUCCUUCGACACGGACGGAACGCCUCUUGCUGUCUGUGCUGUCACAGGUGCUGGAGAUUGAACCUCACGAUAUCGGCAUGGACGAUAAUUUCUUUUCCCUUGGUGGCGAUUCCAUUGUCGCCAUCCGAUUUGCUCAGCUUGCGCGGCAACAUCGUCUCUUUUUCCGCGUCGCCGAUGUAUUUCGUAACCCGAGAGUUUCUGAUCUUGUGCUUUCACUUAGCGGCACAGACGAAAGUGCUGCACGAGACCCAACACCAGCAGCUGCCAGCACUGAACGGUAUUUCGGAUUCAAGUCUUGGGAGGAACUAAGGAAAGCAUUUUUAUCUUCGUCACUGUCCUGUCUGGGGCCCCAACUGCCCCAUGACGAUGUUCAAGAUAUCCUUCCUGCUACAGAAGGUCAGGAUAGUAGCUUGCGGCUCCCUUGCACCUACUUUAUCCUCAAUCUGCGUGGGCCAAUGGACAAUACGAAGCUCAAGAUGGCCUGUCAGGCAUUGAUCCAAAGGCAUACGAUCUUACGGACCAUAUUCCUGCCGUAUCAAUCGAAGACGGCACAAGUGGUGCUGCACGAGCGCGCCAUAGAUUUCUGGCGAAGUGUUCAUUGUGAAGAUAUCGACCUGGACAGGGCGACUAAUGAUCUGAUCAAUAAGGAUUGCAUCCCAAUUCCUUCAAUGAGUGUGUUGAUCACUCAAUUUACAUUGGUCCAGGGGCGCGAUGAUGACCACCGGUCUUUGGUGGUGCGGCUCUCGCAUGCCCAAUAUGAUGCAUUCAGCAUCUCGACCCUCCUAAGUGAUCUCAAGGCCCUCUUUGAAGGCGUCUGCCUGCCGCAAGCCCCUUCAUUUGCCGCUUAUUUGGAAGAGUGCAUGAUAAGCAAGUCGGACCGCGCCGCUGACUUCUGGACGAAACUCCUCAGAGAUUCUCAUAUGACCCGCCUUGGAAAUAGAGGCUGCGGAACGGAGACAUUGGAUUUCAACACCCUGGUAGAAGAUGAACGGACCAUCCCUCUCCCUUGUCCGCUUCUACGCGGGGAGACCACUUUGGCGAACUUGAUCAAAGCGGCUUGGUCCUUGGUCCUCUCUCGGCUGGGCAACUGCAGAGAUGUAGUGUUUGUCCAGACAACUAACGGUCGGCACCUGGCUUCUGAAGAAACUCAGGGUGUCGUUGGGCUCUGUAUCAGACGUCUCCCAGUGCGGGUGGCGCUCGAUCCUACCUGGACGGUCCUGGAUCUGCUUCGGGUCAUCCAAAAUCAGCACAGUGACGCCUUGUCAUUCGAAUCAGUUGAACUUCAAGAAUUGAUGGAACUUGGCUCGCUAUGGGGCCCAGGGGUGCAGUGUGGCAGCAUCCUAGUGCACCAGAACGUGAACCCAGAGAAUACCUUCAAAAUUGGGCAAGCGAAUUGUUCAGUGCAGAGUGUGGCCAAGCCGUAUCCGACAAAUCAUAUACUGAUUGAGACCAUCCCCAGCAAUUCCCAUCUUCGAGUUCGGCUGGUAACCUCAAGUCAAAUCUUGGACAAGUCAGGUGCGGAAAUGGUGCUGCAGCGGCUCUGUGACACCAUCAUGCUUUUCGCCAGUUCGCCCAGUGUCCCACUGGCGGAAAUACAGAUGAGCCCUGCUCAUUAA
Messenger RNA from Aspergillus pseudoviridinutans, 8769 nucleotides. Its product is annotated as nonribosomal peptide synthase. The transcript is spliced from 2 exons. Gene Ontology annotation, cellular component: cytoplasm. The record is from RefSeq and is a predicted model, not a curated record. Bases 1 to 8769 code for a protein of 2922 amino acids. Gene Ontology annotation, biological process: amino acid activation for nonribosomal peptide biosynthetic process; secondary metabolite biosynthetic process. Gene Ontology annotation, molecular function: phosphopantetheine binding; catalytic activity. NCBI's taxonomy places the organism in Eukaryota, Fungi, Ascomycota, Eurotiomycetes, Eurotiales, Aspergillaceae.